UUGGCAGCAGCUACUUUGUCUCAUGGACUCCCCGAAGGAUGGGAAUCACACUGCUGUGACAGAGUUCAUCUUAUUGGGCUUAACAGAUGAUCCAGUCCUCCAAGUCAUCCUCUUCAUGAUCAUCCUAUGCAUCUACCUGGUGACCCUAUCUGGCAAUCUCAGCAUAAUCAUUCUUAUCAAAAUUUCUUUUCAGCUCCAGCAUCCUAUGUACUUUUUUCUGAGUCACUUGGCUUUUGCUGACAUGGGCUAUUCAUCUUCUGUCACACCCAACAUGCUUGUAAACUUCCUGGUGGAGAGAAAUACAAUCUCCUACCUUGGAUGUGCCAUCCAGCUUGGUUCAGCGGCUUUCUUUGCGACAGUCGAAUGCAUCCUUCUGGCUGCCAUGGCCUAUGACCGCUUUGUGGCAAUUUGCAGCCCACUGCUUUAUUCAAACAAAAUGUCCACACAAGUCUGUGUCCAGCUACUCUUAGUAGCUUUCAUAGCUGGUUUUUUCAUUGCUGUCUCUUACACUACUUCCUUCUAUUUUUUACUCUUCUGUGGACCAAAUCGAGUCAAUCAUUUUUUCUGUGAUUUCGCUCCGUUACUUGAACUCUCCUGUUCUGGUAUCAGUGUCUCCACAGUUGUUCUUUCAUUUUCUGCUGGCUCCAUCACUGUGGUCACUGUGUGUGUCAUAGCCGUCUCCUACAUCUACAUCCUCAUUACCAACCUGAAGAUGCGCUCCACAGACGGGCGCCAUAAGGCCUUCUCCACCUGCACCUCCCACCUCACUGUGGUCACUCUGUUUUAUGGGACCAUUACCUUCAUUUAUGUGAUGCCCAAGUCCAGCUACUCAACUGAUCAGAACAAGGUGGUGUCUGUGUUCAACACGGUGGUGAUUCCCAUGUUGAACCCCCUGAUCUACAGCCUCAGGAACAAGGAGAUUAAGGGGGCUCUGAAGAGAGAGCUUGGUAGAAAAAUAUUUUCUCAUGAUGCUUGUUAUUUUUGUAGAACUUCAAAUAAUGAUAUUACAUAGAACCUGUCUAUUCUCUUGAGAAUACUCAAUGUGUGUAGAUACAGAUUUAGUGUUUGCUUUCUUGACAGUGUUGAAAGUUUCAUAUAGAAGUGACUACAUCUUUUCUGCUCCCCAUGUACCUAAUUUUCACAUGGUUUCUGGAGCCUAAUAAGCACAACUGCAUAUUUAAA
Messenger RNA from Cebus imitator (Panamanian white-faced capuchin), 1182 nucleotides. RefSeq names its product olfactory receptor 5P2. Bases 23 to 1012 code for a protein of 329 amino acids. NCBI's taxonomy places the organism in Eukaryota, Metazoa, Chordata, Mammalia, Primates, Cebidae. The record is from RefSeq and is a predicted model, not a curated record. Gene Ontology annotation, biological process: G protein-coupled receptor signaling pathway; sensory perception of smell. Gene Ontology annotation, molecular function: G protein-coupled receptor activity; olfactory receptor activity; odorant binding. The transcript has a single exon. Gene Ontology annotation, cellular component: membrane.